CGUACCGGCUAUGAUGACCAUGACGUCAUCUGUCACCAUCUUGAAAGGGAAAUUUUGCGGUCAGACGCAGCUUCCCCAGUGUUGUUGAUGUUUCGUUGUGUAUUUCUGACAUCUCGGACGUUUUUAAGCAGAUAGGGCGUCUGUGCUACCUUUGUUUCUCACAGAAAUCGUGUAAAAACGCAUCUGUGAGAAGGAUUUUGUUGUAGAAUACCCGACUAAAGCACCUGCCGCAGUUGUGUUGAAGAAACAUAUCGACAUUUUUUCUCAGCUGACGAACACACUCGAGAACGCAAAAAAUGGCUGGAUGUCUGGACAACUUCCAGUGGCCCAAGUGCGACUGUAUCGAGCUGGGAGACAAGCGGAACGCCAUCGCCUCCAUAUCAGCUGGAAUGCUGUUCUUUGCAGGUUGGUGGGUGAUCAUUGAUGCAGCCAUACAGUACCCUGAACAGGACAAGCUUCACCACGCCUACCAUACCUGCGGAGUCAUAUCAACUGUGGCCAUGUUCAUGAUAAAUGCUGUAUCCAAUGCCCAGGUGAGAGGGGACACCUACAACACAGGUUGUAUGGGACAAACAGGUGCCCGGGUGUGGCUGUUCCUGGGUUUUCUCCUUGCCUUUGGGUCACUCAUCGCUUCCUGUUGGGUGCUCUUUGGCGGUUAUGUAGUCUCACCUUCCACCCUGCACAAGCAGAACCAGUAUGCAGGAGUUGCCGUCUUCUUACAAAAUGCACUUAUCUUCUUCAGUGCAAUAGUCUUCAAGUUUGGCAGGACGGAAGACCUGUGGGAAUGAGGAACAGCUAUGUCAGACCAGCAGCAUGCUGGGAGGAAACAGCAAUAGAAUAGCAUGCCUGUACAGUUUGGUUGACCUUGACAGCUAUAAUCAAUGUCAGGAUCUUGUUAGAUGUAAUAACUCAAUGUGGCAUAUUUUAUAUAGAUCUUACUAAAAUGGAAAGUGCUCAUUUUUGUCGGGUGGUAUCGGUAGUUAUUGAUAUUAUAUUACAAAGGUAACAAACUGAAAACAGUAUAUGAUAACUUCUAUUGAUGUUGUAAUAAAACUUUCAGUGUUAUUUCAAAAAUAUAUAUGUGUAUAAGAAAGACCUUUACAAUAAUUCAUGUAAUUAGUAGAGGUAUGCAUUCCUUUUGAAAUGUUGGUGUUAGUAACAUGUUGAAUAUGAAUCGUUCUUAUGAUAGCUGUAAUGCUAGAUAUGUUUUCCCUAUCCAGCAGAAUUUUUUUGCAUCUUUUUUUACUUUUCUGUGCAUAUUGUAAGUUUUCAAGUGAAUUUUGUGCCAUCUUGUACAGUAAGUGUGUUGAAUCCUUUCAUUUUUCUGUUGCUUGACUGUUGUGCAUAUACAGUUAAAUACAAAUGUAAUAAAAUAAGGUAAAGUCAUAGGGUUUACUGUACUUUAAUUAGUUGGGCCAUAUUUGAACACUUGUUGUGGCUGGAGAAUUCAUUUAACCAUACACACCCCAAUUCCUCUGCAAGAGGGGUCCGUGGUAGUACACGGCAAAAAAAGAAGUGAUUAAAACAUUUCUGGGGCCAGAUUUGAGUUCACAUUGCCCAUAAUCUGCUGCAAAAUGACAUUAGAUAUUAAUAUAUAUCGCACCAUAUAUUCCCUGAAAGAGGGUUGCUAGACUUGAGGGUUUGCCAUCUCGACUUCAGACCGGAAAGAAACAAAAUUUAAGAGAUCAUUUUGACGAGGC
Branchiostoma belcheri (Belcher's lancelet) is the source of this 1700-nucleotide messenger RNA. RefSeq names its product transmembrane protein 50B-like. The transcript has 6 exons. The record is from RefSeq and is a predicted model, not a curated record. The coding region runs from base 297 to 788 and encodes 163 amino acids. Gene Ontology annotation, biological process: late endosome to vacuole transport via multivesicular body sorting pathway; protein targeting to vacuole. Lineage: Eukaryota; Metazoa; Chordata; Leptocardii; Amphioxiformes; Branchiostomatidae.